ACGAAGAUUCCCCAUUUCUAGCCCGGGGUUGGAGUCAUUUGCCAAGAACCCUCACACCAGAGGACCCGUCUGAGUAGAAAGCCAAGGUUCAGGAAGGGAAAAGCAGUUUCUUCAAGGUCACAAAGUCUGCCAGAGUUCAGUGCAGGCCCAAGGACUCCCAGUCCAGUGCUCUCCCCAAGUCUCCUCUGUACAUCCAUCCGCGUUUUGGGGGCGUGAGUCUGUCCUGGCACGGGUAGCUGGCAGGGGUCCCGAGUUCUGGCCCGGAAGGGCCUGGCCACCCACGGUCCCCCGCCCAACUUCAGCGCAGGCCACGGGGUGAGGGGUAGUCUCUAAAAACUGCGACCAGGCUCUAGGCUCCCUCUGGGGGUGGAGCCAGACCCGAGCGACAAGCGAACGGUCCAAUUGUGGGCGGGCUAUAGGCCCGACAGCCAAUCGGGGGCCGGGGGAGCGGAGCGUGCAGGGAGGCAAGGCGCUGUAGCUUCGGGGAUUCCCCGAGGCUGCUCGGCCCGGCCCCACCUCCGCCGUGGGUCCCGGCCCUACCCACCCUAGCUCAGGCCGGCAGAGCCAGCGCUCGCGGAUGCGGCUGGUGCGCAGUAGCGGGCCUGGCCAGCGGCUCGGAGCUUGCAGGGAGGGCGGAUCUCGGGUCGGACCCGCAGCCCCUGACGCCGGGCCUUGGGGUUCCCCCCGCCCCGGCCUCCUGCCAGUCACUACCACCCCUAGCCUCUCCAACUGAGCUCGGCGCCGGGAGAGGAUUAACACCCAGGAAGGCAGGGGGCUCCCUUUAUCCAAGGAGGUGGCUGUGCAGGUGGCCACCACAGGUGGCAGGAACCACAGGCUGGGGCACUCCGGAGUCAGGAGUGAGUGGGCAGGUUGACUGGCAUCAGGCAGCCUCUCAGCCAGGGCCCUCUCCGCGUCAGCAUGAACUCCAGGACUGCAUCUGCUAGGGGCUGGUUCAGCAGCCGCCCACCCACCUCUGAGUCUGACCUGGAACCUGCCACAGAUGGGCCAGCCUCCGAGACCACUACCCUCAGCCCAGAGGCCACCACCUUUAAUGACACCAGAAUCCCUGAUGCGGCUGGUGGCACGGCCGGCGUGGGUACCAUGCUUCUGUCCUUUGGGAUCAUCACGGUGAUAGGCCUGGCUGUGGCCAUGGUUUUGUACAUCAGGAAGAAGAAGAGGCUGGAGAAGCUACGCCACCAGCUCAUGCCCAUGUACAACUUCGACCCCACGGAGGAACAAGAUGAGUUGGAGCAGGAGCUGCUGGAGCAUGGGCGGGACGCCGCCUCCGUACAGGCUGCUACUUCUGUGCAGGCCAUGCAGGGCAAGACUACUCUGCCCUCCCAGGGCCCACUGCAGAGGCCCAGCCGGCUGGUGUUUACCGAUGUGGCCAAUGCCAUCCAUGCGUGAGUGGCCUGGGACAAGCCUGGACUUCUGAUAGAGACCCGCCACGGUGCCCACGGAGCUCCCCACUCCCUGAUUGUCAAGACCUACUCUGAAGAUCUGCCCUGCCAAGACACGAGAGGGCUGAGCCAGGCCCCAGCUGUUCUCCAGAUCCACCUGCUGACUCUAGACUCUAAGAGAGGGCCCUAGCCAGGCUGGACUUCUGACCACUGACUUCUCCUGACCUGAGGGCCCUGGCACAGAGGGCAUCCCUCAUGCUGAGAAGGUCAAGAGCCUCUGCUGGCUUCCUCAUCCCCUGUCCAGAUCCCUCACAUCAGGGUCUGCCCCGCUAAUGUGGAGGAAAUGGGGGAGAUACGGAGUGGGAGGGAUUGGGGGAGGAAAGGGGAGGUUUCCCUCUGUUAGGGAGAGACCUGUUUUUUGGAAUCUGGAGCCUCCUCCGGGGUGGGGAGAGGAAACCACCCAAGUUAUAGGGACAGGGUAGGGUAGCAUCUGUUAUGGGCCCUGAGAAGCCCAGAGAUGGAGCUGAAACUGUCCAGUAUGCAAGGAUGCCAGGAGAAGGGCAAUUCACACCCAGGGUCCAUCCGUACUACAGAGGGUCCAGGAGGUCUCCCAGCCACCCAUCCUUGGCAACCAGAUGUUACUGGGGCCAAGCUAGGAUGGGAGCUGAGGGGGAAGGAAGUAGGGGAAUGGAAGUGGAAGGAUGCAGCCCCCCCAGACCUGCCAAGAGGCCUCAUGCAUGUGCAUGAGUGUGCCCAUGGACAGACAUGUGUCUGUCCCAGCACAGCGGGCAGGAUGAGAUUGUCCACACUGGCCCCACCGUCCAAGUCGACCUCUACCCCAUGGUAUGUAGUGGAGCAUCAGGGUAGGCUAUCUUCUCUGCCUUCAAUCUUCAGGACUGCAGGGAAGAGGGAAGCACACACAGCACGGUUCCUCUCUCCACUGCAUUGCUUCACUGGGCUCACCUGCUGAAAACGGCUCCCUGUCUUGGGCUCUACUGAGGAUCUGGGGUUGGAAGAGGCUGUUGGUCUGAGGGCAGUAAUCACAGGCUAUGGGCUAGAGGGGGCAGUUAUGACUGCCUGAAAGCAGGUGAGGGAUUGCACCUCAGAAAAACAUCUAAAAAACUUAGUCUAUGUUUGAAUUCCCCACCUCCAUCCCAUCUAUGGGAAGAGCCAUUCAGUGUUUAGAGAGUGGGGAGAUGGGUCCCUGCACUUGGCCUCUCCAUAAGCCUUGGAGGGUCAGGGCUGAUACCAGGGGUCCUGGCAAGGCAUUGGGCAGAGACAGACCCCAAGAGCGGGGCAUUUUUUACGCUGGGCAUACAUAUGCACACAAGCAUGCACAGAGGCACGUCCUGUGCCCAGCCUCUUCACCGUCACUGUCCGCCGCUGGCUGGAGGGGAUGCAGGGGUAGUGUAUGCAGACCUUCCAUUGAGCAAAUGCCAUGUGUCAGGAGGGAAGGGCCUAGGAAGCCCCCAUGGGGAAGGUUCUGGAUUUAUUCCCUCCUCUAAAUGCUAUAAAUACGUUAGCACUUGAGUCGACUGGAGGCUGCCAGGAAUUCAGGAUGCAUACAGCUGUAAUUUAACCCAGAGCAGCUCCAUGUGAGAGCAUUAAAGAUGUAAUGAAGAUGUUUA
This is a messenger RNA of Pongo pygmaeus (Bornean orangutan), 3028 nucleotides long. It is a transcript of the gene C2H3orf18, whose product is annotated as chromosome 2 C3orf18 homolog. The transcript has 5 exons. The coding region runs from base 919 to 1407 and encodes 162 amino acids. The record is from RefSeq and is a predicted model, not a curated record. NCBI's taxonomy places the organism in Eukaryota, Metazoa, Chordata, Mammalia, Primates, Hominidae.